AUGGACCCCUUGUGCAGGGACCCUCCUCACCAGCGAGCGGGGUUUGCAAAAAGCUGGGCGGCUCAUUCCCCCCUCCCUCGCUUCCCCGUGCAGCUGGUGUUAGUGCUCGGCGACCUGCACGUCCCGCACCGCUGCAGCGGCCUGCCCGCCAAGUUCAAGAAGCUGCUGGUUCCGGGGAAGAUCCAGCACAUCCUGUGCACGGGGAACCUCUGCACCAAGGAGAGCUACGACUAUCUCCGGACGCUGGCUUCGGAUAUUCAUGUUGUUAGGGGGGACUCCGAGAGCCUGAAUUAUCCCGAAGAGAAGGUUGUGACUGUGGGGCAGUUCAGAAUUGGCUUGAUUCACGGCCAUCAAGUUAUUCCCUGGGGAGAUGUGGCCAGCCUGGCUCUGCUACAGAGGCAGCUGGAUGUGGACAUUCUCAUCUCUGGACAUACGCACAAAUUUGAAGCUUUUGAACACGAAAACAAAUUCUACAUCAACCCAGGAUCAGCAACAGGCGCCUACAAUGCUUUGGAGAUAAACACCACCCCUUCUUUUGUGCUGAUGGAUAUCCAGGCAUCCACAGUUGUGAUUUAUGUGUAUCAGCUGAUUGAAGAGGAUGUGAAAGUAGAAAGAAUUGAGUUCACGAAACCCUGAGGUGUAUGUGCAUCACUCACAGCCUGUCACCCCUUCUGGGUGCCUCCUUUCACUCCGUCCUGAUGGGAUGGAGGCCACGAGAGGGUGCUGYAGCAGCACCUUGGGCUGUAGCUCGGCCACGAUGCUCUAGCAGUGCYUURUGAGCUGCCCAAGAGGUUUGGUCCUGGACUAGGAGCAGACCUUGAGGCAGGAGGGGCUGC
This is a messenger RNA of Nothoprocta perdicaria, 836 nucleotides long. Its product is annotated as vacuolar protein sorting-associated protein 29-like. Gene Ontology annotation, biological process: intracellular protein transport; retrograde transport, endosome to Golgi. The transcript is spliced from 4 exons. Bases 1 to 636 code for a protein of 211 amino acids. Lineage: Eukaryota; Metazoa; Chordata; Aves; Tinamiformes; Tinamidae. Gene Ontology annotation, cellular component: retromer complex; endosome. The record is from RefSeq and is a predicted model, not a curated record.